Molecule: messenger RNA, 2280 nt
Organism: Pteronotus mesoamericanus
Lineage: Eukaryota; Metazoa; Chordata; Mammalia; Chiroptera; Mormoopidae
Gene: GALNT13
Product: polypeptide N-acetylgalactosaminyltransferase 13
Exons: 13
Coding region: 443-2113 (556 amino acids)
Biological process (GO): protein O-linked glycosylation
Cellular component (GO): Golgi apparatus
Molecular function (GO): polypeptide N-acetylgalactosaminyltransferase activity
Source: RefSeq, a predicted model, not a curated record
GAAGUGACCAGGCGGCGGCAGCGGCGGCUCUGCUGAGGUGACAAUGUGCUAGGAGCCCCCGUUCGGUUUCCUGCGCCUUCUCGGCCUCGGCGCCUGCUCUCGCUGCGCUCACGGAGUCCUCGAGCCCGCCGCUGCGCUAUGAGGGCGCCUCUCUGGGGCUGGCCGAGGCCGGAGCCGGCUCGCUGUGCUCGCGGGGAAGUGUGAAGAGAGAGGCGCAGGCGGGAGCCGGGCUGUACGCGCGGUACUCGCGGGCCGGCCCGGGUUCAGAUGCAUUUUGUAGGAGUAUUUUGAGGAUGAAUGUUUGCAAAUCAUUUUGAAAUUGCCAAGUACCACAUACAUGGGAUGCAUUUUGCUUUUAUCGUGGAGUUCACCCCUGUGGCUUGGAUAUAUCACAGUAGCAUCUGUCUUCAGUCUAGUUUUUAACUAGAAAUCAAGGAAAGACAUGAGGAGGUUUGUUUACUGCAAGGUGGUUCUAGCCACUUCGCUGAUGUGGGUUCUCGUUGAUGUCUUCUUACUCCUGUACUUCAGCGAAUGUAACAAAUGUGAUGACAAGAAGGAGAGAUCCCUGCUACCUGCUCUCAGGGCUGUUAUUUCAAGAAAUCAAGAAGGGCCAGGAGAAAUGGGAAAGGCUGUGCUGAUUCCUAAAGAUGACCAGGAGAAGAUGAAAGAACUGUUUAAAAUCAAUCAGUUUAACCUUAUGGCCAGUGAUUUGAUUGCCCUUAACAGAAGUCUGCCGGAUGUAAGAUUAGAAGGAUGCAAGACAAAGGUCUACCCUGAUGAACUUCCAAACACAAGUGUAGUCAUUGUGUUUCAUAAUGAAGCUUGGAGCACUCUCCUUCGAACUGUUUACAGUGUUAUUAAUCGUUCCCCACACUAUUUACUUUCUGAGGUCAUCUUGGUAGAUGAUGCCAGUGAAAGAGAUUUUCUCAAGUUGACGUUAGAAAAUUAUGUGAAAAAUUUAGACGUGCCAGUAAAAAUUAUUAGAAUGGAAGAGCGGUCCGGGUUAAUACGUGCCCGCCUUCGAGGAGCAGCUGCUUCGAAAGGGCAGGUCAUAACCUUUCUUGAUGCGCACUGCGAAUGUACUCUAGGAUGGCUGGAGCCCUUGCUGGCCAGAAUAAAAGAAGACAGGAAAACAGUUGUAUGCCCUAUCAUUGAUGUGAUUAGUGAUGAUACCUUUGAAUAUAUGGCUGGGUCAGACAUGACUUAUGGGGGUUUUAACUGGAAACUCAAUUUUCGCUGGUAUCCUGUUCCCCAAAGAGAAAUGGAUAGGAGGAAAGGAGACAGAACAUUACCUGUCAGGACCCCAACUAUGGCUGGUGGCCUAUUUUCUAUUGACAGAAACUACUUUGAAGAGAUAGGAACUUACGAUGCAGGAAUGGAUAUCUGGGGUGGAGAGAAUCUUGAAAUGUCUUUUAGGAUUUGGCAAUGUGGAGGCUCGUUGGAGAUUGUGACUUGCUCCCAUGUGGGUCACGUUUUUCGGAAGGCAACUCCAUACACUUUUCCCGGUGGCACUGGUCAUGUCAUCAACAAGAACAACAGGAGACUGGCAGAAGUUUGGAUGGAUGAAUUUAAAGAUUUCUUCUAUAUCAUAUCCCCAGGUGUUGUCAAAGUGGAUUACGGAGAUGUGUCAGUCAGAAAAGCACUAAGAGAAAAUCUGAAGUGUAAGCCCUUUUCUUGGUACCUUGAAAACAUCUAUCCAGACUCCCAGAUCCCAAGACGUUAUUACUCACUUGGUGAGAUAAGAAAUGUUGAGACUAAUCAAUGUUUAGACAACAUGGGCCGCAAAGAAAAUGAAAAAGUGGGCAUAUUCAACUGUCAUGGUAUGGGAGGAAAUCAGGUGUUUUCUUACACUGCUGACAAAGAAAUCCGAACCGAUGACUUGUGCUUGGAUGUUUCUAGACUCAAUGGACCUGUAAUCAUGUUAAAAUGCCACCAUAUGAGAGGAAAUCAGUUAUGGGAAUAUGAUGCUGAGAGACUCACCUUGAGACAUGUUAACAGUAACCAGUGUCUUGAUGAACCUUCUGAAGAUGACAAAAUGGUGCCUACCAUGCAGGACUGUAGUGGAAGCAGAUCCCAACAGUGGCUGCUAAGAAACAUGACUUUGGGGGCCUGAAGACUGUUUCCCCCAAGCCAUUAAAGUGUCUACACUUUUGUUUUUCCAUUAUUUCAAUUAAGGAAAAGUGUUAACUUUGCUGAAUUGAAAGUUUUAAAAUCCUUUUAGUAUUCUAAAAUACAGUUGUUUAUAAUUCAUUUUUAGGAAAGUUUGCUUAUUUCCCUAUA